AUGCUCCAUCCACCAGGAUUGCAUGUGCGACAGCGAUCCGUUGGGCGCUAUGAGCCCGAGAGCAAAGACGAACAAGCAGAGGAGCCCUUACUUGAUGCAGUAUUCACUCCUACCAUCGUUCUCACCAAGAGAGCCGGUGCCGUAACGCUCUACGCUCUGUGGGCGAUGACAUUGGUCGUCACGUCAAUUGUCACUGCUGUCCUGACUAGGCGACUCACAUACCAAUCCCUGGGCGCCUUCGAUAAUGGCUUCGAAACGGAGCUUUAUAAGGCGAGACCACACAUCCAGGUCCUCCGAGAACAAUUUACCGGCAGCCUGGACUUCAAGGACCGCUCUGGCUUCAUCCCACCGGACUCGCCAAGUAUGAAAUACAUCGGCGCAACCCCUGACGUUGAUGCAGCGUGGAUGGAGCUAGUGGGAGACCGAUACUUCCUACUCUCGGACGAAGAAGCUGAUGCCGCUUUUGGCCCGAAUGCUGCUCGCUACUGGAACGUUCAUCAUGGCGGAUACGCAAUCGGACUUGAUGUUCUUCACACGCUUCACUGCGUGAACCAGUUGCGGAUGUCGCUCUACCCCGAGGUCUAUCCGCAGGACCCACGGCAUGGGGUGAUGCAUAAGGCGCACUGUGUCGAUCAUUUGCGGCAGCUCGCGAUGUGUGGCAGUGACCUGACGCCGAUUCCGACCCAAUGGUUUCCGGGACUUGGUCAGAAUUACAUCAACUCAUCACAGGAGCAUACCUGUCGAGACUUUUGGAGGGUCCGGGAGUGGGCUACCGAGCGCUUCAAUGGAAGCACGGCGGUCAAGCCUCGCAAUCGGGAUGGCUCUCCGCGAGAGGAUUUCUACGCUCCCUGGUCGCCUUGA
Molecule: messenger RNA, 861 nt
Organism: Baudoinia panamericana UAMH 10762
Lineage: Eukaryota; Fungi; Ascomycota; Dothideomycetes; Mycosphaerellales; Teratosphaeriaceae
Exons: 3
Coding region: 1-861 (286 amino acids)
Biological process (GO): mycotoxin biosynthetic process
Source: RefSeq, a predicted model, not a curated record